Molecule: messenger RNA, 223 nt
Organism: Merops nubicus (carmine bee-eater)
Lineage: Eukaryota; Metazoa; Chordata; Aves; Coraciiformes; Meropidae
Gene: PACRGL
Product: PARK2 co-regulated-like
Exons: 2
Source: RefSeq, a predicted model, not a curated record
GAAGCAAUGUUCUAAGAAUGUCGUCUGGUGUCCAAAUAAAACCAAAGACUGCAGUACAGAAAAGCAAGACAUCUCCUUUGCUGUGUUCUCCAGAAACUGCAGUUAAACCACAGCCAAGGCCAAGUGACAAGCUGAAUCCUAAAACUAUUGAUCCAUUUUGUGCUUACUCUCGACCAACUUCUGUAUUUGCUGCUAUAUACGCUAAAGGGGACAUUCCAUGCAG